This is a messenger RNA of Limulus polyphemus (Atlantic horseshoe crab), 1167 nucleotides long. Its product is annotated as protein turtle-like. Gene Ontology annotation, biological process: homophilic cell-cell adhesion; axon guidance; dendrite self-avoidance. Gene Ontology annotation, cellular component: axon; plasma membrane. The transcript has 5 exons. The coding region runs from base 417 to 1145 and encodes 242 amino acids. NCBI's taxonomy places the organism in Eukaryota, Metazoa, Arthropoda, Merostomata, Xiphosura, Limulidae. The record is from RefSeq and is a predicted model, not a curated record. Gene Ontology annotation, molecular function: cell-cell adhesion mediator activity.
AGUGGUGGCUUACGUCUGUGAGACGCAUCGUCAUUGAUAGGCCAAAUAGCAGGUGUUUUCAAAACCUAGAAUGAAAUUAUGUGUGGAGACCUUUAUUAUUUUGUACUCAAUCAACAAGGAAAGUAUAUAAAUACUUAUCAUGUUUAAAGCUUGUUAUGUGAAUAAUAUUAGCUCAAGGACAAAUCAAAGUCGCGGCUUCGCUUUUUCUAAUUGGCUACUCCAUUGGCAAACCUAGCAGGAGCUGCGGUUUGAAGCAUAAUGUCAAGAGAGAAGACCUCCGAAAGAUGUUUUAAGUAAAAGCAGUAUCCUUUCCUGUUUGGAUGUAUUACAGUGAAUAAUUACAGUGAAUCUGUGUUGAGAGGACUUUACAAAAUUAGUAGGAGCAAGCUGACCAUAAAAGUGGAACUCUAGAUGAGAUGAUUUUUAAGAAAUUAUGGCGGUUUCUGGCGUGGUUCAUGUGCCUCUGGGCGUUUAUCACAGGAUACUCUCCGAGGGAGAAACUUCACACGAUCACUGCGUUGAUUGGCGAGGACGUUACUCUUCCGUGUGCCUUUGAGUUCCCAGAUGGCAAAAAAGUGCCCUACAUCGUCAACUGGAAUAGAGAGAACGUGAAAAUUCCAUUUUUUAUGUGGUAUGACGGUUACCCGCCACAUAUGUCGGAAAAUUACCGAGGCCGUGUUUCAUUAAUAAAACCGGCAUCUUUGAACUUGACCAAUGUCCAAGAUUCUGACCAGGGAUGGUUCAUCUGUUCUGUGUUUUUCCUCAACCGCGUGUCAGAUAUGCCUCACAACACGUCCAGAGUCCAGUUAAAAGUGCACGCUCCUCCACAAUUUACUCAGAAACCUCCUGAUGUGGUGUACGUGAAGGUAGGCGAAUCAUUGACUCUUUCCUGUGCUGCAAUUGGCACGCCUGAACCAGAAAUCACAUGGCUCAAGGAUAACCGUGUUUUGAAAGCAAGUGUAACAGUACAGAUACUUUCUACAAAACUAAGAAUAACGCGGCUUCAAGAAACUGAUUUCGGAGAUUAUUUAUGCAAAGCUCGAAACAAUGAAGGAAGUAUAACUGUGGCAUCCAAGGUUAUUGGAGCUGGUGCGACGUUUCGAUCACUGGUGCGAUCAUUUUCAAGUACAACAGUUUCCUCUUGAAAGACCACGCAGUGGCUCAUAU